This is a messenger RNA of Gorilla gorilla gorilla (western lowland gorilla), 2032 nucleotides long. RefSeq names its product patr class I histocompatibility antigen, A-126 alpha chain-like. Gene Ontology annotation, cellular component: external side of plasma membrane. NCBI's taxonomy places the organism in Eukaryota, Metazoa, Chordata, Mammalia, Primates, Hominidae. Gene Ontology annotation, molecular function: signaling receptor binding; peptide antigen binding. The record is from RefSeq and is a predicted model, not a curated record. Gene Ontology annotation, biological process: positive regulation of T cell mediated cytotoxicity; antigen processing and presentation of endogenous peptide antigen via MHC class Ib; immune response.
UAUCUCAUGCACCCAGGCACAACUUUUCCAGAUUUAAAGAAAAAGAAAAAAGAAAUAAAAGAAAAAAAGCUCUGUCUCUACACCUCCAUUCCCAGGGAGAGCUCCCUCUCUGGCACCAAGCUCCCUGGGGUGAGUUUUCUUCUAGAAGAGUCCAGGGGAACAGGUAAGCAGUGGCGAAGCAGGUAGUCCAUUUCAGGGACAGGAAUUCCCGGAUGAAAAGUGAAGGGAGAGAGACGGGGCCCAAGCCGAGGGUUUCUUCCUGGUUUCUCGGACAGCUCCUGGGCCAAGACUCAGGGGACAUUGAGACAGAGCGUUUGUCACAGGAGGAGCGGGGUCAGGGCGAAGUCCCAGAGCCCCAGGCAUGGCUCUCAGGGUCUCAGGCCCCGAAGGCGGUGCAUGGGCUGGGGAGGUGCAGCGUUGGGGAUUCCCCAUCUCCGCAGAGUUUCUCUUCUCCCUCUCCCAGCCUGCGACGGGUCCUUCUUCCUGGACACUCACGACGCGGACCCAGUUCUCACUCCCACUGAGUGUCGGGUUUCUAGGGAAGCCAAUCCGUCGCGCGGCCCCGGUUCUAAAGUCCCCACGCACCCACCGGGACUCGGAGUCUCCCCAGACGCCGACGAUGGGGUCAUGGCGCCCCGAACCCUCCUCCUGCUGCUCUCGGGGACCCUGGCCCUGGCCGAGACCUGGGCGGGCUCCCACUCCAUGAGGUAUUUCAGCACCGCCGUUUCCCGACCCGGCCGCGGGGAGCCCCGCUUCAUUGCCGUGGGCUACGUGGACGACACGCAGUUCGUGCGGGUCGACAGUGACGCCGUGAGUCUGAGGAUGAAGACGCGGGCGCGGUGGGUGGAGCAGGAGGGGCCGGAGUAUUGGGACCUACAGACACUGGGCGCCAAGGCCCAGGCACAGACUGACCGACUGAACCUGCGGACCCUGCUCCGCUACUACAACCAGAGCGAGGCGGCGUAUCACAUCCUCCAGGGAAUGUUUGGCUGCGACCUGGGGCCCGACGGGCGUCUCCUCCGCGGGUAUGAGCAGUAUGCCUACGACGGCAAGGAUUACAUCGCCCUGAACGAGGACCUGCGCUCCUGGACCGCCGCGGAUACCGCGGCUCAGAUCACCCAGCGCAAGUUAGAGGCGGCUAAUGUGGCUGAGCAAAGGAGAGCCUACCUGGAGGGCACCUGCACGGAGUGGCUCCGCAGACACCUGGAGAACGGGAAGGAGACGCUGCAGCGCGCGGACCCCCCCAAGACACAUGUGACCCACCACCCUGUCUCUGAACAUGAGGUAAUGAGGUGCUGGGUUCUGGGCUUCUACCUUGCGGAGAUCACAUUGACCUGGCAGCGGGAUGGGGAGGACCAGACCCAGGACAUGGAGCUCGUGGAGACCAGGCCCGCAGGGGAUGGAACCUUCCAGAAGUGGGCGGUUGUGGUAGUGCCUUCUGGAGAGGAACAGAGAUACACAUGCCAUGUGCAGCACAAGGGGCUGCCCAAGCCCCUCAUCCUGAGAUGGGAGCCCUCUCCCCAGCCCACCAUCCCCAUUGUGGAUAUCAUUGCUGGCCUGGUUCUCCUUGGAGCUGUGGUCACUGGAGCUGUGGUCACUGCUGUGAUGUGGAGGAAGAAGAGCUCAGAUAGAAAAGGAGGGAGCUACUCUCAGGCUGCAAGCAGCCAAAGUGCCCAGGGCUCUGAUGUGUCUCUCACGGCUUGUAAAGUGUGAGACAGCUGCCUUGUGUGGGACUGAGAGGCAAGAUUUGUUCAUGCCUUCCCUUUGUGACUUCAAGAACCCUGACUUCUCUUUCUGCAAGGGCAUCUGAAUGUGUCUGUGUCCCUAUAGGCAUAAUGUGAGGUGGUGGGGAGACCAGCCCACACCCGUGUCCACCAUGACCCUCUUCCCCACACUGACCUACAUUCCUUCCCUGAUCACCUUUCCUGUUCCAGAGAAGUGGUGCUGGGAUGUCUCCAUCUCUGUCUCAACUUCAUGGUGCACUGAGCUGUAACUUCUUACUUCCCUAUUAAAAUUAGAAUCUGAGUAUAAA